Phalaenopsis equestris is the source of this 1328-nucleotide messenger RNA. RefSeq lists its product as uncharacterized. Gene Ontology annotation, cellular component: chloroplast. The record is from RefSeq and is a predicted model, not a curated record. NCBI's taxonomy places the organism in Eukaryota, Viridiplantae, Streptophyta, Magnoliopsida, Asparagales, Orchidaceae.
CAAAUAGGCCCAGUAUAAUUUUGACUAAUUUUUAGAGCCAAGGAGUUUUUCCGGGAGAAGGUGAGGAGCUAUGGGGGCGCUCUACCUCUAUCGAGGCAAUCUCCACCGCGUCUCUGACAUUCCACGACGGUGGCCAAUGCCGCCGCGAGCAAUUUCCCUUCCCCAGUUCCGUCAACUUCUCCGCAAACGAAACCUAGCCAUUGCGCAAUUCUCAUCCAGAAACCCUAACGCUAAACCUGACCCUAGAGUGAGUAAUGAGAACCAUGAAGAUAUGGACAAGGCCGAAUGCCCUCAAGAAGUCGCAGUCAACCUCAUUUCUUCUUUGGAACCGAGCGGAUCGGCUUUGAACGAUUGCAAGGGCGUCGUUGCGAUCACUGAGGAUCUGCUGGCUUUGGAGCGUGUUGAUUCGAUGGACGAUGGCGAUGGGAAGGAGGAGUUAAACUGCAAGUUAGAUUCAACUCAUGAAAUACAAGAGAGGAAAAGUGAUUUGGAGCAAAAGUUGCACGUUCUAAAUGAGAAAAAGCAUUAUCUUGUGCAGAUGUUGAAGCAGAUUUUGAAUGCUGAAGAGGAAAUCAAACGGAGGAGCAUUCAAUCGGCUCCUGCACGUUCAUCUGUUCCUCUACAGGCAGAAGCUUCAGUUGACAUGAGUUCUGCUGCAAGAAAUCCACCUAAAGUUAGUGUGGCGGUGAACUUUGGUGGUGACGUAGGAGGAGAAUCGGAUGCUGCCGUCAAUUGUAACAUUCAAACACGACAGUGGCCUCCUGUGCUUGCUGCUUCUCCUUCUGCAACAUCCAUCGGCCGUACUUCACAUGGCUCUUUCCAGCAUAACACGGUUCAUGUGCCUCGUGGAAGUGCGCCUCUUCCGGCUACAUCAAGCUCAUUAAUGGCUACCUCAAUGGUUAGCCGCUUUGUUCCUACUGUUCAGCAAGCGCAUUCAAUGAACCUUCCUUCGGUUUCUGUAUCAGCUGCCCAUUUUGCAGCUUCUUCGCCGUCACCUGCAGCUUCUGGUGGCAUUUCCUCUACCUUUAGGGAUUCCCGCUGACAAUUCCUUUGUGGUUCGAAUGUUGCAGAUUGCGCGCGAGAUCAAAAAAAGCAAUUAGUUUUACCUUUUUCACAAAUCUCCACCGAACUUUCUGAACAAGGUAAAUGCAUAUAGCAGUAUCAUGGCUGUCAGUAGUUUCUUUUAACUGAUACGAAAAUGUUCCGUGCAAUCAUUUCUAGGAUCUCAACUCUUUCUGUCAAAUAUGUUAGUGUGAACUUUAGACAAACCAAUGUGGUGAUUGUUUGUACACUAAUAUAAUCGAGCUGAAAUUUAUUUGCUGUAUUAA